UGGUUGACAUGUUUAUUUCUUAUUGGUAGUUUUUCGUUAAAAAUGAGAACAAAAUGUACGUUAAUGCCUGAAACAGCAUAGGUUUUGUCAUGUGAUAAAGCACACAAAUACUAAUUCUAACUGAAAAAGAGACGGAUUUCGUUGGACAGAAAGAUGACCGAUAUGAAAAUUCUGCCGGCAGUUUUCUUUAUUCUUUUCUCGGUAGUGGCGGCAAUACCCGAGUAUCACCCAGUACGGGCGUUCGCAGAUAAUGAUGACGUAUAUGCUGAUGAAGAUAUUAUGCUUGACGAAGAAGAACAAUAUGCUGUUGUCACAGUUUCUAAGAUUACUGGAGAAGGAACUCCAACAAUAAAUCUUCAUGAUUUUGCAGAGGGAUAUAGUGCGAUCAAAGAUGUCACGAACAAAAGGUGUUACAUACAGAAAUCCAGACAUACAAUGGAGGGGAUGAAGGACGAACUUAUUGAGGCUCAAACAAACAAGGGAAGGUACAGAAUAACUCAAAGAUUUGACUGCACGAAUCAGGAACGUGUUCCAAUGCCAUUUUUGUCCCGUUAUGGCAAACGUAUAGCCUCUUUCUGUGAACACUAUGACUCACAGUUCUUCGAGCGAAAAGAUACAAGACUUACUAAAAGAGCAACUAAAGUGCUAUCGGAAGACGCAUUGUGGUGUUUCAUAUGCAUCGGAGAAAAUUGCCCACCGCUGAUUUAGGAUUUAGGUACAACUCGACAACACUUUUGCAUAGCUGACUUUGAUAAACAUAAUAUGUACACUCUGGAGAGUUUUUCUUUGAUAUACAUAUACGAUAUAUAUUACAGUGUGAGUCUCAAUAUUAAACGAAAGGGAAAAAUCAUAAUUCAAGAAUGGAUAAUUUAAAUGUUCAGCUGAAAUAUUCAUAAAAUAAAAGAUUAAAACAAGCAUCAA
Mercenaria mercenaria is the source of this 921-nucleotide messenger RNA. RefSeq lists its product as uncharacterized. The transcript has 6 exons. Bases 154 to 708 code for a protein of 184 amino acids. Lineage: Eukaryota; Metazoa; Mollusca; Bivalvia; Venerida; Veneridae. The record is from RefSeq and is a predicted model, not a curated record.